This is a messenger RNA of Ichthyophthirius multifiliis, 453 nucleotides long. RefSeq lists its product as hypothetical. The transcript has 2 exons. NCBI's taxonomy places the organism in Eukaryota, Ciliophora, Oligohymenophorea, Hymenostomatida. The record is from RefSeq and is a predicted model, not a curated record.
AUGAAAAAUUAGUUGAUAUAAUUAACAUUAUAAUAAUAAAUGAAAAUUAAAUCGAUUAUUCUAAAAAUUCUAUAUAAAUAAUCAACAAAGACUAAUAAAACAAAGAAAAAUACAUAAAUUUAUUCAAUUAAAAUUUCUACGAACUUUACUUAAUAAUAGGAUUAGCAAACAAAUUUUCGCAAUAGCUAAGUUUUAGUUUUUCUUCUCCAGAAAAGUUAGUUUCUAUAUAUGAAUUAUGUUUUAAAUUUAUCACAAUAUGUUUAAAAUUUCAAUAAAUAGAUAAAUUACCUAUAGCAAUUAUUUUUUAUUUAAAGCUAGUAAGAUAGAGGAGAUAAAAAGCAUUUGAUUAAGUUGUAAAAGAAUAAUCAAGAAAAGUUUUCGAAAGUACAUUUAAUUUAUUGGAAAAGCAUAUAGAGAAAUUCAGUCUUUGCGAAAUUCUCGAUUUUUGUUUGA